Messenger RNA from Teleopsis dalmanni, 401 nucleotides. RefSeq lists its product as uncharacterized. The transcript has 2 exons. The coding region runs from base 90 to 401 and encodes 103 amino acids. NCBI's taxonomy places the organism in Eukaryota, Metazoa, Arthropoda, Insecta, Diptera, Diopsidae. The record is from RefSeq and is a predicted model, not a curated record. Gene Ontology annotation, cellular component: EKC/KEOPS complex.
GCAUUACUUUUAUUUACAAAUUGUACUGCGCUGUCAAAAUAUGUUUUGGAUAUUUGUAUUGACAAUAUAAAUAUCAAUGUUGUAAGGAUAUGUCGCUACAUAUUAUUAAUACGUCUGAUAGACCAACUGAAGCCACCAUUAAAGUGUCAUUUGACACGGAGAGAAAUGCUGAAAUCGCGUACCGUGUUCUAAAAGUUGAUGUAGAGCCGCGUCGAAAUUUUGUACAGAAAGAGUUUACUUUACAAGGUCUUGAUUUAGAAGUUCAUUUUGUAUCCGAUGAAGUAAAAAAUCUGCGCUCAGCAAUUGCUUCAUUUUUUGAGUUACUUGUAUUGUGUACAGAUACAAUAAAAGCAUUCGGCAGAAGAAAUGCCAGCUCACACACCAGCUCCAAGCCCACAUAG